This is a messenger RNA of Eubalaena glacialis (North Atlantic right whale), 790 nucleotides long. RefSeq names its product LIM domain-binding protein 2-like. Gene Ontology annotation, molecular function: LIM domain binding. Gene Ontology annotation, biological process: negative regulation of transcription by RNA polymerase II; positive regulation of transcription by RNA polymerase II; nervous system development. The transcript has 2 exons. Bases 20 to 760 code for a protein of 246 amino acids. Gene Ontology annotation, cellular component: transcription regulator complex; nucleus. NCBI's taxonomy places the organism in Eukaryota, Metazoa, Chordata, Mammalia, Artiodactyla, Balaenidae. The record is from RefSeq and is a predicted model, not a curated record.
GGACUGAGGCCAGCGUGCAAUGGUCACCCAGCACGGGAAGCCCAUGUUUACCAAGGUGUGUACGGAAGGCAGACUGAUCUGGGAGUUCACCUUUGAUGAUCUCAUGAGAAUAAAAACGUGGCACUUUACCAUUAGACAAUACAGAGAGUUAGUCCCAAGAAGCAUUCUUGCCAUGCAUGCACAAGGUCCUCAGGUCCUGGAUCAGCUGUCCAAAAACAUCACCAGGACGGGGCUAACAGAUUUCACCGUCAACUACCUCAGGUUGUGUGUAAUACUGGAGCCAAUGCAGGAACUGAUGUCCAGACAUAAAACUUACAACCUCAGUCCACCAGACUGCCUGAAGACCUGCUUGUUUCAGAAGUGGCAGCGGAUGGUGGAGCCGCCAGAACCCACAAGGCAACCGACAACGAAACAGACAAAAAGAAAAAAUUCCACCAGCAGCACCUCCAGCAGCGGCACUGGGAACACUGCCAACAGCACGGGCGGCAAGAAGAAGACGCCAGCUGCCAACCUGAGUCUGUCCAGUCAGGAUGUGAUGGUGGUAGGAGAGCCAGCUCUGAUGGGAGGUGAGUUUGGGGACGAGGACGAAAGGCUAAUCACUAGAUUAGAAAACACGCAGUAUGAUGCAGCCCACGGCAUGGACGACGAGGAAGACUUCACCAGUUCACCCGCCCUGGGGAACUGCAGCCCAUGGAACAGUAAACCUCCCACCACUCAAGAGACCAAAUCAGAAAACCCCCCACCCCAAGCUUCCCAGUAAGAUUGACCAGCUCCAGAAUCCACUGUCAAU